AUGCCUGAGUUCAGCUUCAAAGCCGGGAGCUCCUCGAGCGCGCCAUCAGGCAACGCGGCCACCACUACAGCUCCGGCCUCUGGAAAUAUGUUUGGCGGCACGUCUGGCACUCCGAGCUUCCAGUUUGGCAACCCGAAUAACAACGCUGGCUCCAGUUUCGGCCAGAAUCCAGCUGGCGAUGGCCAGAAGCCUGCGGGUUCUCUUUUCAGCACACCUCCCACCUCGGGUCCCACGCUUUUUGGAGGUGCUGCGACAAGCACGUCUGGUGGUGAACUCUUUGGAGCAAAAAGCGCAUCCGCCACAUCCACAUCUGCGCCUGCUUCCUCCGGUGGACUGUUUGGAGGAGCUGCUACAGCUCCUACCUCGAAUCCUUCAUUUGGAAAUGCUGCCUCUACUCCAAAACCAGCGUCUGGUGGUCUGUUCGGUGGUGGCGGCGCAUCAGGAACUCCUCCUCUCUUUGGAGCUCAAAGCAGCGCCGCCCAGCCUCAGAGCACAACCACAGCAGCCGCGACGCCGGCAAAACCCUCGUCACUCUUCCCAUCGACCACUCCCGCGGGAGCUCCUCCAGCCGAUCCAUCCAAACCCGCGGCAGGCACCUCCGCCGGUGCAAUAUUUGGGGGAGCAACCCAACCCGCUACUUCGACGACAAGCAACCCGGCCGCCCCAACUGCUUCCGGGCCCUUUUCCAACCUGCAGUUUGGCAACACCGCAGGCGGCUUAUUCGGAAACAAGGCCGCUCCUGCUCCUGGCACGUCUACUGGCGGUCUUUUCGGAAGUGCCGCCACCGGCAAGUCAACAGCUACAUCAGCAGCUGCGACUGGAACUGCCAGCCCAUUCACAGUGAAGCCUGCUUCCACUUCUUCAACAACUGCGGGCCCAGCUUCAACGGGCACAGGUCCGAGUCUGUUCGGCACUGCUGCUUCCAGCUCUGCAGCUACAUCUUCUUCUACCCCCGCAACAAGUGCUGCCGCCGGUGGUUUAUUCGGCAACAAACCAGCGGCAACAACGGCAUUAUUUGCAGCGCCGUCCACUACUUCCACCGCUGGAGGUCUCUUUGGUGGCGACAAGUCAUCCGCUCCCGCAACAUCUAAGCCUGCAUCGUCCUUGUUCGGCACCGGUGCAGCAACAUCAGCUGCUGCACAAGCCACCACGAUAGCUUCGUCAGCUAGUGCCAAGCCCGCUACGUUUACCUCCUCAGCAGCUGGCCUGUUUGGUGGUGGUAAAUCUGCUUCAGACGUUGGCAGCAAGGAUGGUGACAAGGCCAAGGAGGAACCCAAACCAGCCGCUCAACAUGGGUCGGCCAGCGUGUUGGGGGCAUCCACGAUAGGGCCUGCACCACAGAUGGCGAGGCUGAAGAACAAGACCAUGGAAGAUAUCGUCACCCGAUGGGCUUCUGAUUUGACAAAGUACCAAAAAGAAUUCAAGGAGCAGGCCACGGCCGUUUCAACUUGGGACCGCAGUUUGGUUGACAAUGGGGAAAAGAUCCAGAAGCUGUACCUUGAUACGUACGAAGCGGAGCGAGCUAGCCACGAAAUCGAGCGUCAGCUUGCCGCGGUGGAGAGUCAGCAGGAAGAGCUUGAGGCCUGGUUGAACCGAUACGAAUCCGAGGUUCAAGAUAUGUUUGCCAAGCAGAUUGGGCCCGGAGAGCAGCUCGCUGUUCCAGACCAGGAGCGUGAGCGCACGUACAAGCUGGCUGAAAAGCUCACCCAACAGCUGGAGGAGAAGUCUCGAGACCUUUCCAAGAUGGUAAAGGAGAUCAAUGACGUCUCUGGCACUUUGAGCAAGGGAGCCAAGGCCGAAGACCCUCUGAGCCAAAUCGUGCGGGUUUUGAACAGCCAUCUCACUCAGUUGCAGUGGAUUGACGCGAAUGCUUCUGCCCUGCAGGCAAAGGUGACGGCUGCGCAAAAGUCGAGCAGCUCCAUGGGCGGCCACUACGCGGGACCGGAAAGCGAUGCCGCCGAGGGUUUUUACCGGUCAUACUAUGGUCGUCGAUGA
Messenger RNA from Ustilaginoidea virens, 1995 nucleotides. RefSeq lists its product as uncharacterized. Gene Ontology annotation, biological process: protein import into nucleus; RNA export from nucleus. Gene Ontology annotation, cellular component: nuclear pore; nuclear pore central transport channel. The transcript is spliced from 2 exons. The record is from RefSeq and is a predicted model, not a curated record. The coding region runs from base 1 to 1995 and encodes 664 amino acids. NCBI's taxonomy places the organism in Eukaryota, Fungi, Ascomycota, Sordariomycetes, Hypocreales, Clavicipitaceae. Gene Ontology annotation, molecular function: structural constituent of nuclear pore; phospholipid binding.